CGCAGUCCGAUAGAGCAGCGGUGACGCUUUAUCUUUCCUCACACAUCUGAACACACCAACACACACACAGCCUCGCUUUUCCACACACACCUUUACAUAUUAUCAGGGGAGUUUUGCAGACAUCGAGGAGUCUUUCAUGAGAAAAGUCCACAAACUAAAGACAGAAUGGAUGCUUCACAGCUGCUGUUUCUGCUGCUGCUCUACGGAUACCUGCCAAAAGUGUCAUCGGUGCAGAUGUGCGAUGUGAUGAACGACAUCAGACUGGAGAAAGAGCGCUGUGAGAAUAGCACCUAUGGGAACGUCACUUCAGGUUGCCAAGGCAUGUGGGACAUCAUCGCCUGUUGGCCUUCAGCCAGAGUCGGAGAGGUGGUUACAAUAAGCUGCCCCACUUACUUCAGUUACUUCAGCGACGAGCACAAAGGUAACCUCUCCAAAACAUGCACAGCAGACGGCUGGACUGAGAUGCAUCCCAUUGACAUCGCAAUGAACUGUGGAUAUAAUCUCAACAGCACCAGCGAUGAUGGCAAGUUUUUCUGGCAAGUGAAGAUUGGCUACACAGUUGGCCACAGUGUUUCCCUCAUAUCUCUGACCACAGCCAUCGUGAUCCUCUGCCUCUUCAGGAAGCUCCACUGCACAAGGAACUACAUCCACAUGCAUCUUUUUGUGUCAUUCAUCCUGAAGGCCAUCGCUGUGUUCAUCAAGGAUGUUGUCCUCUACGAGGUCGGGGAGGUGGACAACUGCUCUUCAGGCUCUGUUGGCUGCAAAGUCGUGAUUGUGUUCUUCCAGUACUGCAUAAUGGCCAGUUUCUUCUGGCUGCUGGUGGAAGGCCUUUAUCUUCACGCAUUGUUGGCAGUCUCUUUCUUCUCCGAGAGGAAGUAUUUCUGGGCUUACAUUCUGAUCGGCUGGGGAGGUCCAACAAUUUUCAUCACAGCGUGGAGCAUUACUAAAGCCUACUAUAAUGAUGUGGGGUGCUGGGAUAUAAUCGAGAACACUGAUGUCUUCUGGUGGAUCAUUAAAACCCCUAUUUUGGCGUCAAUCCUGAUGAACUUUAUUCUAUUUAUCUGCAUCAUACGAAUACUUCGCCAGAAGAUCAACUGCCCAGAUAUUGGAAGAAAUGAGUCCAAUCAGUACUCGAGGCUGGCGAAAUCAACGCUGCUUUUGAUUCCUCUGUUUGGAAUCAAUUUUAUUGUGUUUGCAUUCAUCCCAGAGCAAGUGAAGACUGAGCUGCGCCUGGUUUUUGACCUGAUUCUGGGGUCGUUUCAGGGCUUUGUGGUCGCGGUUCUUUACUGCUUCCUCAACGGAGAGGUCCAAGGAGAGAUCAAGAGGAAGUGGCGGAGGUGGCACCUGCAGAGAUACAUGGGCUCCGACACUAAAUACCAACAUCCAUCAAUCGGCAGCAGCAGCAACAACUUCAGCACCCAGAUCACCAUGUUGACGCGAUGCAGCCCAAAAACACGCCGGGCUUCAGCCUCCUGUCACGAUGACCUGUCUAGCAUAUGACUCACACAAACAGCAAUACGUGCUGUAAAAAAAAUACUGUGGUGCCAAACAUUAGGCAGACUGUGAGCUCUAGAAUAAAGAAAUACGCACUCCCUCAUUAGCAAAUGCAUUCUUGGAGGAAGUGCUGCUUGAGUCUGAUGUGAACGCAGGAAAGUGUUGAGACGACAGACAAAAAGAUAUAAGAAAAUAGUGUGACGGCUUCUAAGCAGCUUUUAAUCUCCACGCUUCUUGAAAACAAUUGGUUGAAGUGACAAAGAUACAAGCGCGUUGCUUUGCAGACACAGCUUUUGCACAUUUAAAUGAGAACUGUUCACUUUUUUUGUAUUCCAUGAUUCAGUGCACAUGUACAGGUGAAUUUGUGAGUUUUACCAUUACGGAUCGUUUGGUCAGUUGUUAUUAGGCUCCCCGUGUGCUCAGACACGAUGCAAGGCAAAAUGUCACAUAAUAAUGGGGUUAGGUGAGGGAAUCUAAAUGUGAAUGGCACCAGCAGCCCCGCACUAGAUGUAAUUACGCGCUGAUUAAAAAUCACUUAGUGGAUUCCUGCAGUGCCAAAUGAACAAGGCUGGUGCGAAGACACAGCCGUUUGAAGAAAAGGAGCUGAUGCUUUUCAACAGGGAAUCACAUUAUUUACAUUGUUACAGUGUGCAGCGACACCACGGGCAAAGAAAACUACCAGAAAUGCAUUAUGGGGGAGUGUUUGAAUGUGAGUGGUGAUAGAAAAAAAACACAUUUUAAUGCAUUUUUAUGCAACUAAAAAUAACCAAACUGUGUGUAGGAACACAGAAAAAAGUUUUUUCCAUAAAUGCCAAACGAAUGCAGCUUCAGACCGGGUGACCAGUGUGAUGCUGAUUCACAAUGAUGGGUUUGGAGUAUAAAUGCCCUUCUCUGCACUAUCACUCUCACCAGAGACUGAUUGCCCUUUGCCUUCCCUUCUAUCAGCACAGCCCCUCCUCUUGUGUGAUUCUGAGCCUGUCGUAGGUUUGUUUUCUGUUAUUUGAGGCACUGUGGCAGUUUUGUGCCAAUCACUGACGAGUGGCUGGUUUCAGUGUUUUGAAGUGACACUUUCAGUCGAAUCUUCACCGG
Epinephelus moara (kelp grouper) is the source of this 2583-nucleotide messenger RNA. It is a transcript of the gene vipr1b, whose product is annotated as vasoactive intestinal peptide receptor 1b. NCBI's taxonomy places the organism in Eukaryota, Metazoa, Chordata, Actinopteri, Perciformes, Serranidae. Gene Ontology annotation, molecular function: G protein-coupled peptide receptor activity; peptide hormone binding; vasoactive intestinal polypeptide receptor activity. Gene Ontology annotation, cellular component: plasma membrane. The record is from RefSeq and is a predicted model, not a curated record. The transcript has 13 exons. Gene Ontology annotation, biological process: adenylate cyclase-modulating G protein-coupled receptor signaling pathway; cell surface receptor signaling pathway. The coding region runs from base 166 to 1500 and encodes 444 amino acids.